AUGACUAUUGAAAGUCUUAUACCAAAAGAAGCUUCUCCACCAGUCAGCAUAGAUCACCAUGUGAAGAUCCCUUAUCCGCAGAGACUCCGAAAGAUCAACCUAGACAAGCAAUUUUCAAAAUUUCUGGAGGUAUUUAAAAAGUUUCACAUCAACAUUCCCUUCACAGAAGCCUUCGAACAAAUGCCUAGCUACGUGAAGUUCAUGAAAGAAAUUCUGUCCAAAAAGGGAAAAAUGGAAUACUAUGAAACAGUGGUAUUGACUGAGGGUUGUAGUGCUAUACUGCAGAAGAAACUCCCUCCCAAACUUAGAGAUCCUGGGACUUUUACCAUUCCUUGUACCAUCAAGAGAUUGGGGGAGGCAAAGCCCACUACAGUAACCUUGCAAUUGGCUGAUCGAUCGUUGGCUCAUCCAAGGGGUGUCAUUAAAGAUGUUCUAGUCAAAGUGGAUAAAUUCAUCUUCCCAGCUGAUUUCAUUGUUUUGGAUAUGGAAGAAGACAAAAAUGUUCCGAUCAUCCUUGGGAGACCAUUCUUGGCAACAGGACAAGCAUUGAUUGAUGUUCAAAAGGGUGAAUUGAAGCUGAGAGUGCAAGGGGAAGAAGUGGUCUUCAAUGUACUAAAGGCAAUGACUUUUCCAAAGGCAAGUGAUAACUGUUUCUUUGUUGAUCUGAUAGACACUAUAGUGGAGAAGAAAAAGUUGAUGGAAGAUCCUUUAGAAAUGAGCUUAACGAAAGACGAGUUGGAUGAGCAAGAUGGAAUGGAGGCAAUGGGAUAUGCCAAAUGGCUUGACUCUUAUGGGCCAUUGAAUAGAAAGUACUAUGAAGAGUUGGGGGUUGUUCUAAAGAAGCUUGUGCCAUCUACAGAAAAACCACCAGAACUAGAACUGAAGGUGCUUCCUGAUCAUCUACGGUAUGAGUUUUUGGGAGAAGACAAGAAGCUUCCAGUCAUAAUGUCAGCUUCACUUUCUGAUGUGGAGAUUGACAAGCUGCUAAGAGUACUCCGCGCCCACAAUAAAGCCAUUGGGUGGACAUUGGCUGAUAUUAAUGGAAUUAGUCCCUCAACUGUUAUGCAUUAA
This is a messenger RNA of Cannabis sativa, 1071 nucleotides long. RefSeq lists its product as uncharacterized. The transcript has 2 exons. The coding region runs from base 1 to 1071 and encodes 356 amino acids. Lineage: Eukaryota; Viridiplantae; Streptophyta; Magnoliopsida; Rosales; Cannabaceae. The record is from RefSeq and is a predicted model, not a curated record.